AUGUUUAUUAUUUUUUAUUUCUUUAUAUCAAUUAAUGGUUUUUCAUUAUCAAAUUCAUUUAAUGAUGAUAUUAUAUGUAAAGAUUUAGAUCCUGACUGUUCGUCUAGAAAAAUAUUUUGUGAUCAUGAAGCAUAUAGAGCAGUAAUGAUAUUAAAAUGUGCCAAAACAUGUGAUGCAUGUGAUGAGGUUAAUAAAAUGAUAGAAGAGAUGGAAAUUGAAGAAGAAGAGAAUGAGAAUAAACAAUUACCAUGGACACAUGGUGGUGGAUCUACUGAAAAAGAGGUAGAUGAAAAUAAUAAUGAGGAGGUUGAUAAUGAAAAUACUGGUGAGGAGAAUGAAGAAUUGGUAAAAGAAAUUGAAGAGGUUGUAGAAAGUACUGAUGAACCACAUUCUACAAUGAUUGAUAAUAACAUUGAGGAAGAAAAAAUUGAUGAAGAAUUAAAAAAUGUUGAAGAAGAUGAAGAUGAAGUGUUACCAGAACAAUCAAUUGAAGAUAAUAAAGAAAUAGAACUGAUACCUGAAGAUGAGGAAACAUAUGAAGUUCCAGUUACAACUGUUAAAACAAAAACUUAUUCACAAUUUAAUAAAUAUAGACCAAUGCCAGAAAAAAUUUUGACAGGACAAAUAAAAUCUUCUACUACAACAAAAUCACCAAAAACUAAAUCAAAAACAGCAAAUGCUCUUAUAACACGUAUAGAAAAUGAAAAAAAAAGACGUUGUGUUGAUGAUGCAUCAGAUUGUGAACUUCGUAAAAAUCUUUGUAAUGAUUCUAAAUUUGGAUCAAUUGUUAAAAAAGUAUGUAAAAGAACUUGUGGUGUUUGUCAACCAGUUAUCAUUCCAACAAAUACUUAUGUACCAUUAGCAACAAAAUCUAGAAAUACUGUUAAAAGUAAUAAUUUUUAUUUAAAAUGGAAAGAAAGUAGAAAUACAACACCAAAACCAAUAAUUAUUACAAUGCAACAUAUGAAAAAUCAAACAAAGAAUAAUAAUAAAAAUACAUAUGGAAAAAAAACAAUUACAAAAAAAGUUACUUCACAAUCAAUACCAAGAAAUAAAAAUCCAUAUGUAAAUAUUCUUUCAUCUAAAUAUGGUACUCGUGGGCAAACUGAAACAACUGAUACAACAACAGUCGUAACUGAUAAAGCAAUUGAUUGUGUUUCUAAACAAGCAUUAUGUAAUCAUAAGGGAUACAAAAAUUUAAUGGAAAGAAUGUGUCCAAAGACGUGUGCCGUAACAUUUUCAUACUAUUCAUUCAAUCAGUAA
This is a messenger RNA of Strongyloides ratti, 1263 nucleotides long. Its product is annotated as ShKT domain-containing protein. The transcript is spliced from 2 exons. The coding region runs from base 1 to 1263 and encodes 420 amino acids. The record is from RefSeq and is a predicted model, not a curated record. Lineage: Eukaryota; Metazoa; Nematoda; Chromadorea; Rhabditida; Strongyloididae.